Messenger RNA from Sinocyclocheilus rhinocerous, 1381 nucleotides. RefSeq names its product COMM domain-containing protein 8. Bases 421 to 951 code for a protein of 176 amino acids. The record is from RefSeq and is a predicted model, not a curated record. The transcript is spliced from 6 exons. Lineage: Eukaryota; Metazoa; Chordata; Actinopteri; Cypriniformes; Cyprinidae.
AAGAUCGCGAUGAAAAUAUCAUGGUGCUUUAAAUUUUGGUUUUAAAAAGAGAAAAGCUCCGUUUUUACACAUCCGGAAACACAUUCACAGACACAUAUGAAGCGUGUACAAUAGAUGUGCAUGUGACCUCGAGUGAAUGCAGGUCAAAAAGAGUGUAAAAUCAUAAAAUGUUUAUGUCGGCUUUAUGGCCCAGUAUGUGCAUGCACUUCUUAAAGGACUCAAUAAAGACUGAGGCGUCUGGAUGGGAAACAAGGCAGCAGCCAAUGCAUAUUUAAGAUAACAAAGCCUUAAACUUACCGUCGAGUCAUGGACUUGGCCACAUUUCAGAUGUGCAGCGCAACAUCCUGAAGACGCGACAGAAGUCACGUGACGUUCGAUCAGCUGACAUCAUUGACGCUGAGGAAGACGACUGACAGCAUUAUGAUCAAAUUUCUCGAAAAACUACCAUCUGAAGAAUGUCCUAAACUCAUACACAGGGUGGUGGAUGGGGUGUGCGGCCGAAGUGGUCCGAGGCGAACAGAUUACGGUGAACGGUGGAGUCUGACAGAAUGGGUGGAGUUAAUGAACACUCUUUCCUCUUUUAUCCGCUUUGCUGUAGGAAGGGGCUGUUCAGAUCAAGAGAUCCAGGAGCGGCUGAGUGAUUUGGACACGGCACAUGCUGAGGCUGUUCUCCAGUGUGUGCGCUCCAGGUUUGAUGAGAUCAGACAUGCUUUGGUGGACAGAACCAAUGGCAUCUCAAGCACACAGCUUCAGGACUUCAACUGGCAGUUAAAGCUGGCAUUAUCCAGCGACAAGCUGUCAUCUUUAAACACUCCUCUGCUAAAUCUUAAUCUGGACCUGAAAGAGAAUGGAAUUCAGAGAACGGUGAAUAUAGAAAUGAACAAAGAGGAGCUGCAAACUCUCAUCAGUGCACUAGAGGCUGCUAAUAAGGUUGUGUUGCAGAUGAAAUGAAGAUACCAGCGAAAGAUGGUUCUGUGCCAUCAUACUUUUCAUUAUGAGACAAUGCCUGCAUGUGGGCAAACGGAAACCUUACGGACAGAACCGAGAACCUGUCAGUGUCUCUCCUGAGGUGUUCAUGAAGGACUGAAUAUUAUUGUUCAAGCUCCAUCAGUAUGGACCACAGUUGACUUGAAGUUGCCUAAGUAAUGGUGGCAGGGUCGUUUUGAGGCUGAGUAUUUUGCACUAUGAAAAGCAAAAUGCCUGCCACAGAUCUUGCUUUCAAUUCUCCAUGAAAUGCAAAUGCAUUUUGAUUUCACACCCCAAAAGGUUGCCUUUCUAAAUAAAGUAACUAAAAACAUUGAAUGUCAACACUUGAGUUUUUGCCAAUGCAAGUCAACACUAUGACUAAUAGGCAGAAACCCCCAGACUUUUUGACGCGAUC